Molecule: messenger RNA, 2617 nt
Organism: Nerophis lumbriciformis (worm pipefish)
Lineage: Eukaryota; Metazoa; Chordata; Actinopteri; Syngnathiformes; Syngnathidae
Gene: msantd2
Product: Myb/SANT DNA binding domain containing 2
Source: RefSeq, a predicted model, not a curated record
AAGUCCUACUUCCCGCCCACCAACCGGAGCGACAUAGACAACAUGGCGGCGUCCUGCAAAGCAGACCAAUCGCCAGAACUGUCGACGCCGUUGAAGAUACCGAAGACAGAGGCGCCUUCCCCCGAGUCGGAGGAUUUGAGUGACAGUAACCAAUACCACUCCGAUCCCUCCACACCCAACCGCUUCUCGCCUUUGAACGUGGGCUGCGGGGCUGCCGGUCGGACAGCGGCCUCCUCCUCCUCCAACAACUACACGGCUUGCCGGGGGAUGUCGUGGACGCCGUCCGAAACGAACGCCCUCAUCGCGGUUUGGGGCAACGAACGGCUGACGGAGGCCAAAAUGCAGCAGUUGGAGGUCGCGGGCACCAUGUUCACCGGCAAGGCGCCCGGCCCUGCCAUGUACGAGCGGGUGUCCAGAGCCUUGUCGGAGCUGGGCUACGAGAGGACGCCGUCUCAGUGCCGGGAGAGGAUGAAGACACUAAGGCGCUGCUACAGCCGCGUGAAAGAGCAUGGCAUCGGCAAGAGGAAGAGCAGCUACACUAUAGAGCAGCUGGAGAAGGUAUUUGGUCAGGGAGGCUGGGACCCCCAGACUUGUGCCCCAGUCCUGAUCAACAGUAGUGGACUGUACCAGGACAUGGAGUCUGAUAGUAGCACCGUAGAAGAUUACUCCCAAGAGGAUUGGUGCAACCAAGUGCUGGACUCUGCAUUCCAGGAGGUAGACAUGAACAGUGAAAAAAUACAGGUGCCAAAAAACAAAGCUCUUCGGAUUCAAGCUGAGCUGUCAGCGCAAACCCAAAAAAUGGAAUUUAUGCAGACGUUGAUUCGUAUCCUAGAUUCAGUGGACCUGAAAUGGGAGCAUUUUCAGUCUUGGACUGAGUUUUCUCGGCUGCACCUCUCUAACAAGCUGGCCAUUUUUGGCAUUGGCUAUAACACUCGCUGGCGAGAGGACGUCCGUUAUCAUUAUGCGGAGAUAAGCUCGCAGGUGCCACUGGGAAAGAGGCUUCGAGAAUACUUCAACCCUGAGAAGCCUGAGGGCAAAAUUAUUAUGAACAAAGUUCAAAAGAUGAACUGGAAAAAUGUCUACUACAAGUACUUGGACAUUACCAUCAGCGAGGCACGUUGCCUAGAGCUUCAUAUGGAUGUAGACUGGAUCCCUGUGGCUCUGUCCAGGGAAGCAGUGUGUAGCAUGCGGACAUACCAUUACCUCCUACCUGGGGACAUCCCAAAGGCAUAUGGACUAUACGCUAUUGGUUUUGAGGAGGCAUCAUCUGACCAGGAUGAUACUAAAAACUGUAUCUUACCUCAGUGUGACUCUGAGAAUUGGGCAGAAGGAGGAGCGGGGGAUUGUGAGAGCACUAGAACCAAAGUCACUUACUGCUACCUUGGCAUAGCUGAAGAUAGGAACAUACAACAGUGUGUCCUCCAACAUUUUCAGGGUUCAAGCAAGCACUACGUCCAAGGUGAGCCCUCCUCUGUGACUUGCUUCCUUCAAGAGAACCGCCAAGACGGCGUCACAGAUGACUCAAUGAAAGACGAAGACCCGAUUCGUUGUUUGGCCAUUUACAUAAAAUUCAUAGAAGUGGAUUUGGACUUCUUGUCUGCAGGGUCGCUGGUGGAGUGCCUAGAAACUGCUAUUGGUUAUUCUUUAAAGUACAACAACAAGGAAGCAUUUUAAUUGUCUCACAGGUUGUGAAACACUUACUUUGUGCCCAAAGGUUUUGGCAAUGACUCAAAUUUGGUGUUUCAGUAACAUUGCCACUUUAGCUGUUAAACCAUAGGCACAUAUGACACAAAGAAAUGGACCGCACUUCAUAGUGCAACUUUCUUCGUUGUUUGGAGGCUGGUUUUACCUUAGGAAUUCACAUUACUAUGCGCCUAAGUUCUUACAAUUAGCCACAAAGUCAGCAAAUUAUUCUUAUAAAAUUAUGUUAUAAUUGCCAAAUACAAUCAAAAGUAUUUUUUCAGUUUUACCAAAAACUGUAAUAGCACGAGCUCUGGUUUGGACUGUAAACCGGUCGGUACAAUUCCAUUAAACGCAAGACUGGGACAUCAUCUCCAUUCGCCCUCGCCAAAUCUAAUAUGGCGCGGACAUCAACAUACUGUAUAUAUGUCGAUGGCUUCAACCCCUGCUGUUUAUUUUCAUGACUAAGUGGGUGGUUUUAUGCCGACCCCUAAUUGCGUGUACGUCAUUGAAAAGUUUAGUUAGUUGAGAUUGGUCCGAUAUAAAUCAUUUGAAGGUACAAUCAUAAGUGCAGGCUCUGUGAGCACUAAUGUUAGACCGGUUGCAAACAUUAACAUGAUUGUUACUCAAAGUACAGUUGUCCCUCAUUUAUCGCAGUUAAUUGGUACCAGAUAUGACAGUGGAAAACGAAUUUCAGCGAAGUAGAAUUAUUAUUAAUAAAUCAAAUAUUUGCUACUUGGAGCAUAACAAAACUGUUUGCGACCUUCUAAAUAUGUUUUUUAACAUAAUUACAGCCCUCUAAACAUUAAAUAACACCUUUACUAUAAUUUAACCCAAUAUAGUUUGUACUGAAUUUAGCCUUGAGUUUGUACAGUACUUAACUAUAGCGUCAUUGCUAUAGUUGUCACCCGGCCACGACGUGGAAAUACUACUUCUU